Mus pahari (shrew mouse) is the source of this 1582-nucleotide messenger RNA. RefSeq names its product keratin, type II cytoskeletal 6A-like. The record is from RefSeq and is a predicted model, not a curated record. The transcript is spliced from 8 exons. The annotation marks the transcript as partial. Gene Ontology annotation, cellular component: keratin filament. Gene Ontology annotation, biological process: intermediate filament organization; keratinization. Gene Ontology annotation, molecular function: structural constituent of skin epidermis. NCBI's taxonomy places the organism in Eukaryota, Metazoa, Chordata, Mammalia, Rodentia, Muridae.
AUGUCUACCAAAAAUACCCUCAGGAGUCAAAGCAGUCACUGUGGCUUCAGUACCAGCUCAGCCAGGGUGCCUGUCCUCAACCGCUUUGGGUUCAGUAGCGUGUCUUUGUGCAAAUCCCGGGGCAUCAGUGGCUCCGGUGCAGUGUGUGGGGGAGCUGGCUUUGGUAGCAGGAGCCUCUAUGGUGUAGGAAACUCCAAGAGGCUCUCCAUCAGAGGGUGCAGCUAUGGCAGCCGAUUUGGAGGAGGCUCCAGUAUAGGAGAAGGAGCUGGAGGUAGCUUUGGUUUUGGUGCUGGAGCUCGCUUUGGUGGUGGCUAUGGAAGAGCUGGCUUCCCGGUGUGCCCACCUGGAGGCAUCCAAGAGGUCACCAUCAACCAGAGCCUCCUCACCCCCCUGAACCUGCAAAUCGACCCCAACAUCCAGCGGGUCAGGACUGAGGAGAGGGAGCAGAUCAAGACCCUCAACAACAAGUUUGCCUCCUUCAUCGACAAGGUGCGAUUCCUGGAGCAGCAGAACAAGGUCCUGGAAACCAAGUGGGCCCUGCUGCAGGAGCAGGGCAGCAAGAUCCAGAGGCAUAACUUGGAGCCUAUGUUUGAGCGGUACAUCAGGAGCCUCCGCAGACGUAUGCAGAACAUCACUGGAGAGAGGGGUCGCCUGGACUCUGAGCUGAGCAUCAUGCAGGACACGGUGGUGGACUACAAGAGCAAAUAUGAAGAUGAAAUCAACAGGCGUACAAAAGCAGAGAAUGAAUUUGUGAUGCUGAAGAAGGACGUAGAUUCUGCAUACAUGAACAAGACUGAACUGCAAUCCAAGGUAGACAGUCUGACAGAUGAGAUCAACUUCCUGAGAGUUAUUUAUGAGGCAGAACUGAUUCAGGUACAAACUGAUGUCUCAGACACAACUCUGGUCCUCUCCAUGGACAACAACCGCAGCCUGGACCUGGACAGCAUCAUUGCUGAGGUCAAGGCCAAGUAUGAGGAUAUUGCUCAGAGAAGUCGGGCUGAAGCUGAGUCCUGGUACCAGACUAAAGUGAGUAUUGAGGUGGAGGCUGAUGAGGAUGCCUGGGACCCACCCUGAACUCCAUGAGCCUCUGAAGAUGCACACUCUAAGAUUGUUUUUGUUGCUCUCUCUGCUCAGUGUGCAAAAUUGCAAGCUGCUAUUGCUGAUGCUGAACAACGUGGGGAGAAGGCCCACAAGGAUGCCAGGGGAAAACUGGAAGGGAUGAAGGAUGCCCUGCAGAAUACCAAAGAGGCCUUGGCCAUGCUGCAGACCAAAUACCAGGAUAUUACGAAUAUCAAUCUGGGCCUUGAUAUGGAAAUCGCCUCCUAUAGGGCACUUCUGGAAGAAGAGGAGUACAGGUUCAAUACUGACGGCGUUGGUCCAGGCAACAUCUCUGUGGUGCAGUCCACCAUGUCUGGCAGCUAUGGCAGUGCAGGUGGUGCCAGCAGCAGCUUAGGCCUGGGUGGAGGCAGCAGCCAUUCCUAUGCCAGUAGACAUGGACUUGGAGGUGGCUUCAGUUCUGGCAGUGGCAGAGCCAUUGGAGGUGGCCUCAGCUCCUCUGUGGGCAGCUCUUCUACCAUCAAAU